AUGAGCUCCAAAGAACAACCCCAAUGGGGUAACUACUAUUACCAAGGAUUGCGGAAAGGCAAAAAGAAUUGGGCCUUGGAAAUAUUACACAAGCUGAAAGAAGAGCUCCCUACGUUCGAGGAAAUCUUUGAUGAGGAGACAUUCUAUGUAUUCGCCAUUUGUUUCACGAUAGCAACAAUUGUUCUCGUGAUAUUUUUCGCAAAAAUUGUUGGGGUUAAGCUGAAAGAGCACCCAUUGGAGACAAAUCGAGAUUGGGGAGAGCCUGUGCCUGCAAACUUUUUCUCAUUUCCCUGGGAAGAAGAAAAACGAAGGAAGAAAAAGCAAGAA
Messenger RNA from Mesorhabditis belari, 327 nucleotides. The record is from the annotation of a GenBank genome assembly. Lineage: Eukaryota; Metazoa; Nematoda; Chromadorea; Rhabditida; Rhabditidae.